AUGGCUUCCGACGAGCAGGAUACGUUUGCCAACCGCGAAGCACCUAUACCCCUCCUGCAAGUACAUCCGGCAGACGACAGCACACCAAAAAUAUUGACGCCAAGUACUGAGCAUGGUCACAGUCGCCGUCUUUCGGCCAGCAAGCUCAAGGACAAGCUGGAGUCUCUUGGCGACAAGAGUGGACGCGAUUCAGCUGGCCGGAUGGGAGACAAGAUGUUCAAUCUCAAUGAUGCAUCUUCGUCAACCCGUGUCAAGGACCGACGCUCUCGCACUUAUGUUGCGCGCCCCAACUUCUCCAUUCCCACCAUGUCAUCCAACUUCCGACGCUUCAACUCCCGCAUAGGCGUCGCAUUCAUCCUUCAGAACCGACUCAUCCAUCUGUUCACCUGGGCCGAGCCAACCCAAACGCUUUCUUUCUUGUUUGUCUGGACCUUCCUAUGCGUGGACCCGUAUCUCUUGCCAGUACUACCGCUAGCCAGCCUGUUGUUCUUCGUCAUGGUGCCAAGCUUCCUCACACGACACCCAGAACCCGAAGUCCACGUCGGUGAUGCCGACCUCUGGCAAGGCAGUCUCAGUGGCCCACCCCUCGCCAAUGCCCGAACCAUCAAGCCCGCCCCCGAAUUCUCCAAAGACUUCUUCCGCAACAUGCGCGACCUGCAAAACUGCAUGGAGGACUUCUCCACCAUCCACGACGCCGUCCUCGCCUUCCUCACACCCCUAACAAACUUCUCAAACGAGAACCUCAGCUCCAUGUUGUACAUCCUCCUCCUGCUCCUCUCCUGCACCCUCUUCAUCAGCGCGCACCUCCUCCCCUGGCGCCUGAUCUUCCUCGCCAUCGGCUACACCCUCACCGCCCUCGGCCACCCCACCAUCCAAGACCUCCUCGCCACUCCGGAGAACGAAAAACUCCUCUCCGACACCGAGCACGAAGGCCGCUCGUUCCUCCUCACCAUCAGCAAGGCCGACAUCGAACUCGAGCCCACGCAGGAAUCCCGCGAAGUCGAGAUCUUCGAGCUCCAGCACCGCGCCCUGCACGAUGAGCAUGGGGAGUAUGAGGGCUUCAUGUUUAGCUCCUCGCCGUAUUCGCCACUAUCCCCAGCACGCAUCUCGGGCGAUAAACCGCGUGGCACCCCGUUCUUCGAAGACGUACUCCCGCCCCGCGGCUGGCGCUGGGCGGACAAGAAGUGGACGCUUGACCUUCUCUCGCGCGAGUGGGUAGAGGAUCGGUGUGUGACGGGCGUAGAGGUGGAGAUUGAGGGGGAGCGCUGGGUGACGGAUUUACACUACGAGGUUCUGGAGAGUGACGGGGAGAGGGAGAAGGCGAAGAGGGCGAGGUUGCAGAAGAAGCCGGGGAGAGGUGCUCAGACGGGCGUGGGAGAGUCAUAG
Molecule: messenger RNA, 1386 nt
Organism: Parastagonospora nodorum SN15
Lineage: Eukaryota; Fungi; Ascomycota; Dothideomycetes; Pleosporales; Phaeosphaeriaceae
Exons: 3
Coding region: 1-1386 (461 amino acids)
Biological process (GO): peroxisome organization
Cellular component (GO): peroxisomal membrane
Source: RefSeq, a predicted model, not a curated record